Molecule: messenger RNA, 273 nt
Organism: Microthlaspi erraticum
Lineage: Eukaryota; Viridiplantae; Streptophyta; Magnoliopsida; Brassicales; Brassicaceae
Source: the annotation of a GenBank genome assembly
AUGAAACUUUUGCUGAGGCUUGGGAGAGGUUCAAGAGCUACACAAGUCAGUGUCCCCAUCAUGACUUCAACAAUGAGUCUUUGCUCUCUACCCUCUAUAGAGGUUGUUUGGAAAGGUAUAAAGAGAUGUUGGACACAGCCAGCAACGGGAACUUCCUUAAUCAGACUGGAGCUCGACCGCGCACUCGAUCGAGUUGGAAGCACUGAUGAGAAAAGACAUGGUUGCACUCAAUUCGAAGUUGGACAAACUGAUCCUGGCUCAAUUCUCUGCUAA